This is a messenger RNA of Durusdinium trenchii, 897 nucleotides long. The record is from the annotation of a GenBank genome assembly. NCBI's taxonomy places the organism in Eukaryota, Dinophyceae, Suessiales, Symbiodiniaceae.
AUGCACCUCGAAGUGCUACGCACUCCCAGCGUGCCCAGCGACGCAUGGGCCUCGGUGGAGUGCAGCGAGCCAGCGAGUGCCGCAAUGGCUGCCAGACUUUUUGAGGAACUGUCGCAUCAACAAGUUCAGGCCCAUGUGACGAGAUUCAACCGCAUGAUGCAACUCGUCGACCCUUCCUGUUGGCGCUUGACCGUGAACAUGCUGGAGGUGAUGUCAACUUGGGGACUGCAGCCAGACGUUUACAGCCAUAGCAUUGCAACACGCGCGGCGCGGAAUGCGGGUGGCCACAGAGGGUGGCUUUUGUCAUUGGCAUUCUUAAGCUCCACCAGCACAGCAGCAGUGAAUAGCAGCCUCUCCGCGUUCGCACGCUUCCACAAGUGGGAAUGGAGCAUCAAUGGUGCUGAAGGACUACGGAGCCAGCAGCUACAGCCAGAUACGAUCACAUACACCACGACGAUGGGCGGCCGCGUAGAGUGGCCGCGAGCGCUCAACAUGCUGACUUGCAUGAAGAGGCAAGAGAGCAUGCCGAAUUUGAUCACCUACAACGCCUUUUGUAGCAGUGCAACAGGCGGUGGCUGGCAUUUCGCUUGGCUGACCAUGGAGCACUUGAAGCACCAAGGCUUUGAGGCAGAUGCCUACAGCAUCAGCAGCACCAUCAGUGCCGGGCGAAACGCGGAGGAACCGGAGGCCUCCGCGGAGGCCGCGGAAACGCGCUGGCGCCAGGGUCUCGUGCUGGCUGAAGUGGCCAGGAGCAUUCCUGCUUGCAAUGCUUUGCUAGCCGCUUGCGCUUCGCAUUAUUUGUGGAGGAUUUCCAUGGACGUGGUGACAUCAAUGUUAACAGGGACAUUAAGCCCAUCGACCAUGACCUUUGGCGCUUCAAUGCUUACGUUCGAAUGA